Botrytis sinoallii is the source of this 828-nucleotide messenger RNA. RefSeq lists its product as uncharacterized. The transcript has a single exon. Bases 1 to 828 code for a protein of 275 amino acids. NCBI's taxonomy places the organism in Eukaryota, Fungi, Ascomycota, Leotiomycetes, Helotiales, Sclerotiniaceae. The record is from RefSeq and is a predicted model, not a curated record.
AUGAUGUGCAGCACCUUUGAAGGCAGACUUAUACACAUGCAUUACAUCGAUCCCAAAUCCAAGAAGCUAAUCCCCCGCUCCGAAGCCCGACCCCAAGUUCAAGUUCUUCUUAUCUGCAAGCAAACCCAUAGACAAUACAGACAAGUAAUUUGGGAGAACCGAAGCUUCUCGUGGGAUUGUAGUUCGCAGUUCGUAAAGGCUUUCAGGUUUCCACACAGGGUUUCUGUCGAUGCCAUCGAUAAUUUAUCGAGUCUGGAGCUUUCCAUUUGCUUCACGAGGAACGAUCCAUACCUUGCAACCUGGUCUCAGGCAUGGAACAAACGAAAAUAUGAGAUGGAUGCUUUUGGUCGGUAUACGAGUACAUGGAAAGCUUUGAGACAAGUAAAGCUGCAUCUUUUCGGCAAUCGUGACGCUCUAAGGUCACGAAGUUUUGUUUAUGGUAUUCGGUCAAAUAGAUGUGGCUUCAUGUCGCCGGGUAACAAACUUGAUUUAAUUGAUUGUCAUAGAGGGUUUGUCAUGAUUUUAGAAUCAUUGCAUAUAGCUGUUAGCAACAUUGCGUUCCCUCAUAGGAUCAGACGAGCGAACGGUCGAGUGGAGAAGCUCACACAGAUACUGGAUUUGGGCUUAAAGUGGAAUGACUAUUCCGAUAAAUACCACAAGAAGAAUUGGGCUACACUCACCGCUAUCUUGGAAGCCUGCAAUGCUGCUUUCGAAGGUGGAGAGAUAUGGAUGGAUGGUAUUUUGUGCUGGAAAGAUAAUGUUGAGCAAGUGUGUAUGAAGUCAAUCGAGGACGUGAGGUUUUGUCAACGAAUGAUGAUCAGUGCUUGA